Molecule: messenger RNA, 1524 nt
Organism: Cydia pomonella (codling moth)
Lineage: Eukaryota; Metazoa; Arthropoda; Insecta; Lepidoptera; Tortricidae
Exons: 3
Coding region: 1-1524 (507 amino acids)
Source: RefSeq, a predicted model, not a curated record
AUGGAGGACUAUAUAAAGGAACAAGAAAACGUGUACGCGUUGUUGGUGAAAGCUAUUUCUAAUUACAAGAAAUCACCGAAACAAAGAUUAACUAGUGGUUAUGAAUUUACGAAACUUGCAGUAGAAAAGAGAGUGGAAUAUGUGCAAGGCUGGCGGCUUUGUUUUAAUUGCCUAGUACCGGGGCAUUCAGUUAAGUUCUGCAAACAUCGAUCUUCUUGCCGCCAAUGUGGGAGAAAACACCACUCUCUGCUGCAUAACACGUGGAGCCCUCAGUCUCAGACCUCUGCGCCGGUUCCGGAGUCAUCAGCGCCGCUUUUAGAGAAUAAAGAAGAUAUCAAGGAAGAAAAAGAAGAUAAAAAUAAAAAGAUAAUUAUAUCUCACCUCACUACGGGGAGUAAAGCGCGGCUGAUGCCAACUGCAUUAGUGCAAGUAUACGCUGAGAACGGAGAAAAACACUUGAUGAGAGCGCUGUUGGAUCCAUGCUCACAAGAGUCUUUUAUAACUGAGGCCGCGGCACAAAGGCUUCGUUUACGACGUACCUCAGUCAGUGGGCAUGUAACAGGGGUUGAGAAGAUGAAGACUACACUUAAGUAUGUAACUGAAAUAGAGUUCUCAUCAAGAAUCGAGCUGAAAAUGAAAAUGAAAGCAACUACAUACGUUGUUCAUCACAUCACCGACAUUAUGCCGGAGAAUGAAGUGAAGAUGGAAAACUGGAAACAUGUCGAGAAGUUGUGCCUCGCUGAUCCAACAUGUCACACUCCAGGUCACAUCGACUUGCUUUUAGGAGUCGAAAUUUGGAGCGAAGUUAUUAAACCUGGAGCGAUCAAUGGCCCCUCAGGAACACCUAUAGCACAAGACAGUCACCUGGGGUGGAUAAUUUGCGGGAAUGUGAGGACAGAGCACACUGCCACAAAAAACAUCGUCAGCAUGCAUCUUAAUGUUGAUCUUAAUAACAUGCUGAAGAAGUUCUGGGAGUUAGAAACCAUAGAAGAAGAAAGCCAUACACUAACCUCAGACGAAAAGAAGGCAGAAGACAUUUAUGAGAAGACGCACAAAAGAAGAGAAGAUGGUCGUUACGUGGUCAGGCUGCCAUUUAGAGAUGAUACACCUGUUUUACCACGUGACUCACGAGAGAUAGCAGUGAAGAGAUGGAUGUCGCUAGAAAGAAGAUUAGAUAAGAAUCCAAAAUUGAAAGAUGAUUACAACGACGUCUUAAAAGAGUACCUAGAACUACAACACAUGAAGAAAGUAGAUGAUAAAAAAAUAACCGAGAAUUGCGUGUAUCUCCCCCACCACGCUAUUAUAAGGGAAGACAAAGAAACUACAAGAAGGGGAAAAUGCGUUACACAUACCACCGAGGCGUUGGGACGGGCCCCGGUGGUUAUGUGGGACUCCCUACCCAUGGUGUACCCACUAAAAACCCCUCUAUUUGCCGUCUCCACGCUAUAUGGCGAGGCCCCAGGGACGCCAAAGCACGCUUCCGCGACCUCGCCAGCGGCCAUCCGGACUCCGGACCCGGCUUAG